AUGCACCCUCACUCCUCCUACACCUUCGAUUCCCUUUCCAAAUCGCAGGAACUAUCCUCCGCCAUCCAAUCCGCCAACAACCCUUCCCAAAUAGCAUCUGCCUGCGCCUCCAUCGACUCCUUCCUGCACUCUCACUCACCCGACCAAUCCCGCCAUUUCUUCUCCAUCGCCUUCCCAACCCUAAUCUCCAAGCUCUUCGGCUUUGACGACCCCUCUUCCGCCAAUGCCUGGAUCCACCACCGCCACUCCCACGACCUCGCCCCGACCCUCUUCUCCCUCCUCUCCCCCACCGGCACCCUAGCCUCCACCAUCGCCGCUGUCGACCGCCUCUCCCUCGUCAAGUACGUCUUCCCCGCCGAACGACUCCCUCAAUGGACCCGCUCCCUCCUCCUUAACAAAAGUAACGCCUCCGAUUCUCGGCCCCUCUCCGAUCUCUGUCCCUCCCUUUUCAAGCCCUCCCCUUCUCCGUCUCAAAUCCAGCUCAACGUCUUCGAAUACUUCUUUUUCUGGUUCGCCUACUACCCCGUUUCCAAGGCUAAAAUCGACAAUCCCAAUGCCGCUUCGCUUAAACGUCCUAAGAAAUUUAUUAGGCUAGAGGAUUGGACUUGGACGUCCUCAUUUCCUUGUUUCUCCGCCUCCAAACCAUCCCUCGAGGGUAAACCUCAAUGCGAUUUGUACACGCGUCUCCUCUGCGAGUAUCUACGCGCUUUCGUCCCAUCCUACGAUCUCAACGCCCACCAGCCCUACCGGUCCUCCAUUCUCCACUACGGCUCCGGCUACGACGCCUCCGUUGUGUCACGGGCUGAGUUUGUGGUCAACACUCUUAUCCAUUUCUGGCUCGUGGACAACGACUUCUCGCCGUUGCCGGUUACUCUUUGCCGGGAUCUUGGGGUGUCUUUUCCGGUCGGGGAGGCGCCUCCCGCGCCGGGGCUGGGAGAGGUGGUGAGGCUGUUCGUGAGCUACUUAAGUUUGAGCACUGUGGCAGCGUUUAGCGAGGGUGGUGGUGAGUGUGGAAGUCCCAGGUGGAGGGCUGUGGAGGGUCCCAAGAGCAAGGAUUUGGGGUCUGUGCGGUCUCUUUGUUGCUGGAACUUCUGUGUGCAGAGGCCUCUGUAUAGGUUCUUGUUGAGGACGUUUUUGUUUUGCCCUAUGGCUGCUUCGGUUAAGAAUGUGUCGCAAGUGUUGUCGGUUUGGAUUGGUUACUUGGAGCCUUGGUCAAUGAACGGGGACGAGUUUUUGAAAUUUGAUGCAAUUAACGGUGAGAAUAAGGAUAAUCCCGUGCCUGCAAGUGUGGGUCGGGGAUUCUCGCAUCAGUGGCGGGACUACGUUCUCUCUAAUUAUCUAUACUAUAGUUCCUUGGUCAUGCAUUUCAUUGGGUUCGCUCACAGGUUUCUUCAUAGCGAUGUUGAAGUUAUAGUCCAGAUGGUGCUCAAGGUGUUAGAUACCUUGACAUCAUCAAAAGAGCUCGUUGACCUGUUGAAGUCUGUGGAUUCCCUUUUCCAUUCUAAACAGGUUGGAUCAGGCAAACCGAUGUUGAAUAACUUGUACAGAUAUGUUCCUACUAUCCGUGAACAGUUGCAGGAUUGGGAGGAUGGUUUAUGCGAGACUGAUGCUGAUGGCUCUUUUUUGCAUGAGAAUUGGAACAAAGAUUUGCGACUGUUUGCAGAUGGGGAGGAUGGUGGACAACAGCUCCUUCAGGUUUAUACUUUUUGUUGA
Molecule: messenger RNA, 1713 nt
Organism: Vigna umbellata (rice bean)
Lineage: Eukaryota; Viridiplantae; Streptophyta; Magnoliopsida; Fabales; Fabaceae
Source: RefSeq, a predicted model, not a curated record